This is a messenger RNA of Pelecanus crispus (Dalmatian pelican), 1241 nucleotides long. The record is from RefSeq and is a predicted model, not a curated record. NCBI's taxonomy places the organism in Eukaryota, Metazoa, Chordata, Aves, Pelecaniformes, Pelecanidae.
GAGCUUUUGAAGAUGAUGAUAUCACUCAUGUUGAAGGAAGUGUAGAUCCUGUUCGUGACAUUGAAAUAAUACAUGAGGAACUUAGACUUAAAGAUGAGGAGCUUAUCAUGCAGAGUAUAGACAAGCUUGAAAAAGUAGCUGUAAGAGGAGGAGACAAGAAAUUAAAACCUGAAUAUGACGUAAUGUGCAAAAUCAAGACAUGGGUAAUAGAUGAAAAGAAAGCUGUCCGCUUCUAUCAUGAUUGGAAUGACAAAGAGAUUGAUGUUUUGAACAAACAUUUGUUUUUUACUUCAAAACCGAUGAUCUACUUGGUUAACCUCUCUGAAAAAGACUACAUUAGAAAGAAAAACAAGUGGUUGAUAAAAAUUAAAGAGUGGGUGGACAAGCACGACCCGGGUGCUUUGGUCAUUCCUUUUAGUGGGGCCUUGGAACUCAAGUUGCAAGAUAUGAGUGCUGAGGAGAAACAGAAGUAUCUGGAAGAGAACAUGACACAAAGUGCUUUAGCAAAGAUCAUUAAGGCUGGAUAUGCAGCACUCCAACUAGAAUACUUUUUCACUGCAGGCCCAGAUGAAGUGCGUGCAUGGACCAUCAGGAAAGGGACGAAGGCUCCUCAGGCAGCAGGGAAGAUUCACACAGAUUUUGAAAAGGGAUUCAUUAUGGCUGAAGUAAUGAAAUAUGAAGAUUUUAAAGAAGGAGGUUCAGAAGCUGCUGUCAAGGCUGCUGGAAAAUACAGACAGCAAGGCAGAAAUUACAUAGUGGAGGAUGGAGAUAUUAUCUUCUUUAAGUUUAAUACACCUCAACAACCCAAGAAGAAAUGAAUAUCAGAUGUUGUCCAUUGCUGAGAAAUAAACUGUGCUGCUUCAAAAAACAUAAGAAUUUUUAUUUAGGAUGGAAUAUCUGGAAACAAAAAGCAUACAGUUUCUACCUAGGGAACUUCCCCUCCCCCCAGUGAAAUUAUUCUUGUUUGUUUUGAAUUAAAAUAUGGCACCUCCAGCAAACAUGCAAGUUCACUAAAUGUGAACAGCUUUGCAUUUCAAACGAUUAAGACCCUACUCCAAAUUGUAGAAGCUUUUCAGGAACCAUAUUACUCUCAUGAUACUUCAUUAAUCUCCAUCAUGUAUGCCAAGCCUGACACGUUUGACAGUGAGGACAAUGUGGCUUGCUCCUUUUUGAAUCUACAGAUAAUGCAUGUUUUACAGUACUCCAGAUGUCUACACUCAAUAAAACAUUUGACAAAACCA